Molecule: messenger RNA, 340 nt
Organism: Pteronotus mesoamericanus
Lineage: Eukaryota; Metazoa; Chordata; Mammalia; Chiroptera; Mormoopidae
Gene: NPY
Product: neuropeptide Y
Exons: 3
Coding region: 1-294 (97 amino acids)
Biological process (GO): feeding behavior; neuropeptide signaling pathway
Cellular component (GO): extracellular region
Molecular function (GO): neuropeptide hormone activity; neuropeptide Y receptor binding
Source: RefSeq, a predicted model, not a curated record
AUGCUGGGGAGCAAGCGACUGGGGCUGUCAGGGCUGACCCUCGCCCUGUCCCUGCUCGUGUGCCUGGGCGCGCUGGCCGAGGCAUACCCCUCCAAGCCCGAAAACCCGGGAGAGAACGCGUCUGCGGAGGACCUGGCCAGAUACUACUCUGCGCUGCGACACUACAUCAACCUCAUCACCAGGCAGAGAUAUGGAAAACGAUCGAGCCCUGAGACACUGAUUUCAGACCUCUUGAUGAGAGAAAGCACGGAAAAUAUUCCCAGAACUAGGCUGGAAGACCCUUCUAUGUGGUGAUGGGAAAUCAAAGUUGCUCUCCGGUCUUUGCCUACUUUUCAACCCC